Messenger RNA from Prunus armeniaca (apricot), 1284 nucleotides. Lineage: Eukaryota; Viridiplantae; Streptophyta; Magnoliopsida; Rosales; Rosaceae. The record is from the annotation of a GenBank genome assembly.
AUGGCCACAGCUGCUUUCAACUUAGCUCUAAGAAACCCGUCGACUUUCAUUCUUCCAAAGUCUCCAAACCCUACAAAGCUUAGGGUUUGCACUCUCAGAUGCUCCUCCGCCACCGCAAACGCGGUCCCAGGUUUGUCAGAGAGACCUUGGAAGACUUCAGAUGCUAGACUUGUGCUUGAAGAUGGUUCAAUCUGGAGAGCAAAGUCAUUUGGUGCUUCGGGAACCCAAGUUGGUGAAGUUGUAUUCAACACAUCCUUGACCGGGUAUCAGGAAAUUCUUACAGACCCUAGUUAUGCUGGUCAAUUUGUCCUGAUGACAAACCCACAUAUUGGAAAUACUGGUGUGAAUUUUGAUGAUGAAGAAUCAAAGCAAUGCUUCCUUGGUGGUCUAGUGAUCAGAAGUAUAAGCAUCAGUACUUCAAAUUGGAGAUGUGCAGAAACACUUGGUGAUUAUUUAGCCGAAAGGAAUAUCAUGGGAAUUUAUGAUGUUGACACACGUGCUAUCACCCGCAGAUUAAGACAAGAUGGAAGCCUUGUUGGUGUUUUGAGCACAGAAGAGUCGAAAACAGAUGAGGAAUUAUUAGAAAUGUCUCGUUCAUGGGAUAUUGUUGGGGUCGAUUUAAUAAGUGGUGUGUCAUGCAAGGAACCUUAUGAAUGGGUGGAUAAAACAAAUUCAGAGUGGGAAUUUAACUACAGUGGAAGAGAUGGAGAGGCUUUUCAUGUUGUUGCAUAUGAUUUUGGAAUCAAACAUAACAUACUUAGGCGCUUGGCUUCCCAUGGCUGUAAAAUUACUGUUGUGCCUUCAACAUGGCCAGCAUCAGAGAUUCUUAAGAGGAAACCAGAUGGGGUUCUUUUCAGCAAUGGCCCUGGAGACCCGUCUGCUGUUCCUUAUGCUGUUGAAACAGUCAAGGAGAUACUUGGAAAGGUUCCUGUUUUUGGAAUUUGCAUGGGUCAUCAAUUGCUUGGCCAGGCAUUAGGUGGUAAAACAUUUAAAAUGAAGUUUGGUCACCAUGGAGGAAAUCAUCCAGUACGUAACCUUCGUAGUGGACAUGUUGAGAUCAGUGCUCAGAACCACAACUAUGCAGUUGACCCUGCAUCACUUCCAGAAGGUGUAGAAGUCACUCAUGUCAAUCUCAAUGACGGAAGUUGCGCUGGUCUUGCCUAUCCUGCACAAAACAUCAUGUCUCUUCAAUACCACCCUGAAGCAUCCCCAGGACCUCGUGAUUCAGAUUAUGCUUUUGGGGAAUUCAUAAAGCUGAUGAAGAAAGUGAAAGUAAAUGCAUGA